Peniophora sp. CBMAI 1063 is the source of this 2991-nucleotide messenger RNA. The record is from the annotation of a GenBank genome assembly. Lineage: Eukaryota; Fungi; Basidiomycota; Agaricomycetes; Russulales; Peniophoraceae.
AUGCAGGCGUCGAGCUCCAGAUGUACGGCUAACGCUCUCCGUUCCUCUACUUUAAUAUCACGUGCUCCUACUCUCUCUCGACACCGGUCUACCACCAGCAACGGCAGCACAUCAUGGCCAUCCAAAUCUACUUCGGCAUCUUCCGACGCGCCGUCCUCGGGCGCUAAGGGCCAAGAGAGGCGUCCGCGCGACUUCCGCAACGCUAGACCAAAGACUGGGCCGAAGCGUGCGAAUACUCAGCGCGGCGAGCACAUCGUUGGCCUCUCUCUCGCGGGCCGGCCGCGUCCUGCUCGCGACGCGCGCGGUCGUCACAUCGCCGCUGCCGUUCAGGAGUUGAGCUAUAUCCAGGAUAUUCUCCAGGCGCCUCCGUGGUCCAAGCACGUGCCAGCCGAGUUUGAUACGGCUCAACUGGAUGUGGAGGGUGACGACGGAGAGGAUGUAGCGAAGAGAGUUGGUUAUCAGGUGGACCCAGGAUGUAUGAUUGAGAUCACCGGUAUUGAGCCCACGUUGGCCGUUGUGAUCAAGCACAUACAUGACGAAAAGGGCAUGCGCACAGUGUACUUGGACCAGAUGGGUUCAAUACAUUUCCAGUCGCUUGCCGGCAUAACGUUCGUCUACCCGUCCUUCAUCGACUCGGCCGCGGUGUCACGUAUCGGCGCGAGCGUUGCUCCCACAAGUCGCAAUGAGCUUCUGGCGCGCGUGGCCAUCGUACGGAAGAUGCGAGACUUUGCACGAGCACGCGAAAACGUUGCUCAUGGACUCGCGCUGCCAAUGGCAGGAAUCUACGAAAGCGUUGCACCGAAGGACCCGGAGGAGUGGGGAGAGAUCUCGACGAUUGAUGCGUUGAAGGCCAUGGACCUCAACUGGAAGAAUAAACUCUUGGAGUUCGCGACGCAGCGGUUGUUGCUCGAGCGAGAUGCCGAGUUCAUCCCGCACCAAACCGCUUUUCUGGCUUCGCAUACGUUCCACGUGCGCCCGCGCGCACAGGUUGAGCGGCUACGCAAGCUCCGGGCGCGCGUUCUGGAGGACCCUCAACUCUGGGAGAAGUUCGGUGCUCGCGCACGACGAGUCAUCAAGAUGCUCCGCCAACGAAGCGCAGGCUCGGAGAACGAGCCACCGACGCGAAAGGACGCGAAAGAUAUCACCUGGACUGAAGACGACGAACUUAUCAUCGGUGUUCUUCUUGACUCUCUCCACAUUCAGCGGUACGAGGUCACGAAGUCCUACCAAGACAUCCGUUGUGCGGCCGUUAAAGCCGUCGAUUUCUCAGGGCCUGGGUGGAGCGGCCAUGGCGCUAUCGGUCUGGACGAACAUCGACAACUCCUUGUUGAUCUUGGUGUACUCGCACCCUGGCAAGACACGGUGUCCAGGAGAUGGGACGUCGUGACGCGCGACGCGGGUGGGCGGCCCGGCGCUCGUGAUGGACUGGCGGCCACUAUCCCACGGCCCGCGCGUAGGAGCAAACUCUCGCCUGAGAAGUUGUAUGCUCAGGACCCCAGUGCGGCAGUGCGCCACGACUUUGGCGACACACCCGUCUAUGUCAUAGACGACUAUGGCGCACAGGAGUUGGAUGACGGGCUAAGCAUCGAGAGGGACGCAGAGAAGAAAGACCAUCUCUGGUUGCAUGUGCAUAUCGCCGACCCGACGCAACUCAUCCACCCUGAUCAUGUAUACGCGAGGGCGGCUGCGAGAGUUGAGACGUCGCUAUACUUCCAUACGCGCAUGCAACCUCUCCUGCCCGCGUCGUUCCUCGAACAGCAUCCUGUCUCCCUUGGCUCAGGGAAUGGAGGGCCCGAGAACACCCUGACAUUCUCCGCGCUGAUCUCACCGGAGGGCAAUAUCGUGGACCAUACUGUGCGCGCUGGGACGAUACGCAAUGUGCAGACGCUACGGUACGACGACGUCGACGCCGUCAUGGGCUGGACCAAUCCGUCAACAGCCCCCACCUAUCCAUUCGGUCGCCCAGAAACGCAAGACGUCUCCUCGCCACUCGAGCUCAGCCCGCGCGCCCGCGACGACCUUUCCCUCCUGCACGAAAUGGAAGCGCGGAUGGGGCUCGCACGUACUCGAUCACCAACAUUUGAUGCGUAUCCUCCCGGUGUGAACAUCCGCGUCUCGCCAUCUCCGCUUCCGCCGAGCGCCGAGUACACCAAACAUCCUGCCAUCUUCCGUGGAUUCCCUACCACGACAUGGGUGACGGGAGGUACAGGAGGUGGAUCGAGUGCUGAUGCGCGGGGCGUCAUCGCAGCUGCUGCGAAGAUCGCUUGCACCGUUUCGUCACUGUUCGCCACAGCUCGAGAUAUCCCUCUCGUUCGUCGUGCGCUGAAGCCACCACGCGAGCGCAAUCCGGGCGACAUCACUCGUCUGCUUGCUAUGCGCGACAACCGUGGAUCUAUACCCUGGAAGGAGUUCUAUACUUCUGGGACGGUGUUCAGGCCCGCAUACGCCACGCUUUCUCCCGAUGCGCAUUUCACUCUCGGUAUACCGCAGGGUACGGGCUACGCGCGAGUGACGAGUCCGUUGAGGCGAUACGAGGAUAUGCUUGCGCAUUGGCAGCUCAAGCACGCGCUACUCCGUCCGGGGGCUAAACCGCUCUUCAGCAAGCAGGACCUGCAGAUGACAAUCGAUCAUCCUUCUUCGUUACUGGCCGCACGCAACGCGGAUAGGCUGCAUGACCGCGAAUGGAGUGCGAUGUUGGUGCACCGCUACAUGCAGGCGCACCCACAACUCGUAGGAGGCGACGGCGAUGGACCAUUGCAGAGUCUCGAUGCGGUUGUGACGAGCUCUAGAGGGUCGGACAUGCCGGGCUGGAGUAGGGUCAAAGCGCUUGUGCCCAAGCUGGGCAUUGAGGUGGCGAUCAUGUUGAUGGAGGUGGACGGGGACGAAAGGGACCUGCCGCUUGGGAGUACGUGGAGGGUAGAUGUCGUUGGCGUGGAUAUAGCUGGACGUGGGCGGGUUAGGGUUGCGUUGCGGGGCGAGAAGGGAGUCUAG